AUUUUAUCGUUUCGCCUUCAAAUUUGGGAUUGAGACCGCGUUCGCUCCACGCUCUCAGAUCUCUCUUCUUCUCAACUUCGGAUCUGCCCUCAAGCCCAAAGCGACACAGUUCCCCGAUCUCUCAACACCCUCGACGUCGCGUAUGGGGAAGCGCAAGGCGGCGGCGGCAGCGUCAAGAAAGAGGAAGAAGGCUGCUUCUGAUGCAGCAAAGCGGGAGGGAGAGGAGGCCACCACGAGCAAAUCUCAGGAGGAGGAUCCCCAGAAGGAUCCGAAGAAGAGACGGGUAAAGGUGCCGGAGACUGAAACCGAGUACUUCGCCGAGAAGAGGAACUUGGAAGAUCUUUGGCAAGCAGCUUUUCCAGUUGGAACUGAGUGGGACAACAUGGAUAAACUUCGUGAGAUUAAUUGGUGUUUUUCAAAUUUAGAGAGUGCCUUUGAGGAGGGUGAGGAGCUUCAUGGGAAGACGGUCUACAUGUUCGGCAGCACAGAGGCUCAAAUGUUAAAUGUGAAUGGUCAAGAGAAAGUUGUGCUUGUUCCCAUUGUGGUGGCUGUGGAUUCUCCAAUUCCACCAUCUGAUAAGAUUGGUGUAAAAUCUGUUCAAAGGGAGAAAGAGGAAGUAAUACCCAUGAAGACAAUGAAAAUGGCGUGGGUUCCAUACAUUCCACUUGACGAUCGUCUAAGUCAAGUUGAUAGAUUGAAGUCUCAAAUAUUUACUAUGGCUUGCACUCAAAGAAGAUCUGCAUUAAAACAUCUAAGGAUUGAACGUGUCAAGCAAUAUGACUAUUGCCUUCCUUAUCUUCAACCAUUGAAAGCUGAUGAAGAUGAGGAUGAUACAGUUGUUAAUAUAAUGUUUCCUUUAGAACCUCCGAUUGUCUGUGAUUAUGAUUGGGAAAUGGAUGAAAUUGAGGAGUUCACUGACAAUCUUAUUGAGGAGGAGACGCUACCAGAGGACAAGAAAGAUGAGUUUAAGGAAUAUGUGAAGGAACAGGUCAGAGAAAGAAGAAAAGAACAGCGGCAGGCAAAGGAAGCUAGAAAAAAGGUGAUAGAAGACAUGGACCCAAAGACAAGGGAAGCCAUGGAAAACAUGAAAUUUUACAAAUUUUAUCCUGUUCAGACGUCGGAUACACCUGACAUCAGCCAUGUAAAGGUACCAUACAUAAAUAGGUACUAUGGUAAAGCUCAUUUCUUGAGGUAGCCAUUCUUCAGUCACGGGAAACAAUAAACUCAAAUUUCAGAUCUCAUGAAGCCCCAGAGGGGAAAACAAUGUCAAUCUAAGACUUGUUCUCUUGAAUUUUUCAUCUCACUCAUCAGUGGCUGUACAGUUGAGGCAAAGAUUAUUUUUGCGGCCCUGACGCCUAGCCAAAUUAUGAUUCAUUCAGUCCUGAACUUCUAGUUCUACAGCCCUCCAGAGUGAUGAUGUGUUGUAAGCUUAGGAUCUUAGUGGAAGUUCUGUUCUGUUAUAUUUUGAGUCCCGAUGGAUUGUUUCACAAAGGUAAUUGUAUCAUUAUUUGAUUUCUAAAGCGGUAGGUGCUAUUUCUCAUUCCGUAAUGAACUGAGAAAUCUUUAUAUU
Zingiber officinale is the source of this 1570-nucleotide messenger RNA. Its product is annotated as protein HEAT INTOLERANT 4-like. The coding region runs from base 143 to 1195 and encodes 350 amino acids. NCBI's taxonomy places the organism in Eukaryota, Viridiplantae, Streptophyta, Magnoliopsida, Zingiberales, Zingiberaceae. The record is from RefSeq and is a predicted model, not a curated record. Gene Ontology annotation, biological process: regulation of cellular response to heat. The transcript has 14 exons.